This is a messenger RNA of Manihot esculenta (cassava), 1146 nucleotides long. RefSeq names its product cylicin-2-like. The transcript is spliced from 5 exons. Lineage: Eukaryota; Viridiplantae; Streptophyta; Magnoliopsida; Malpighiales; Euphorbiaceae. The record is from RefSeq and is a predicted model, not a curated record. The coding region runs from base 1 to 1146 and encodes 381 amino acids.
AUGAAAUAUUUUCAAGAGGCCAAGAAAGAAGUUAAAUAUGAGAAGGAAGCCGAGAAGGAAGCCAAGAAAGAAGUUAAGGCCAAAAAGGAAGCAUGGAAAGACGUUAAGGCCGAAAAAGAAGACAAGAAGAAGCAAAGUGCUUCUGGUCCAGCAAGUGCUUAUGGCCCAGCAAGUGCUUCUGGUCCGGCGAGUGCUUAUGGCCCUACAAGUGCUUUCGGUCCUGCAAGUGCUUCUAGCGAGAAAGAAGAAGAGAAAGAAAAAGAGAAAGAAGCCAAGAAAGACGCCAAGAAAAAAGAUAAGGACGAGAAAGAAGCCAAGAAAGACGCCAAGAAAGAAGAUAAGGACGAGGAGGAAGCCGAGAAGGAUGCCAAGAAAGAAGAUAAGGACGAGGAAGAAGCCGAGAAAGAUGCCAAGAAAGAAGCUAAAGAUGAGAAAGAAGCCGAGAAGGAUGCCAAGAAAGAAGCUAAAGAUGAGAAAGAAGCCGAGAAGGAAGCCAAGAAAGAAGUUAAGGCCGAAAAGAAAGCCAAGAAUGACGGUAAGGACGAGAAAGAAGCCAAGAAUGACGAGAAGCAAAGUGCUUCUGGUCCAGCAAGUGCUUAUGGCCCAGCAAGUGCUUCUGGUCCGGCGAGUGCUUAUGGCCCUACAAGUGCUUUCGGUCCUGCAAGUGCUUCUAGCGAGAAAGAGGAAGAGAAAGAAAAAGAGAAAGAAGCCAAGAAAGAUGCCAAGAAAAAAGAUAAGGACGAGAAAGAAGCCAAGAAAGACGCCAAGAAAGAAGAUAAGGACGAGGAAGAAGCUGAGAAGGAUGCCAAGAAAGAAGAUAAAGAUGAGAAAGAAGCCGAGAAGGAUGCCAAGAAAGAAGCUAAAGAUGACAAAGAAGCCGAGAAGGAUGCCAAGAAAGAAGCUAAAGAUGACAAAGAAGCCGAGAAGGAUGCCAAGAAAGAAGCUAAAGAUGAGAAAGAAGCCGAGAAGGAAGCCAAGAAAGAAGUUAAGGCCGAAAAGAAAGCCAAGAAUGACGGUAAGGACGAGAAAGAAGCCAAGAAUGACGGUAAGGACGAGAAAGAAGCCAAGAAUGAAGGUAAGGACGAGAAGAAGGACGAGAAAGAAGCCAAGAUCAGUGCCCCUGCCCCUGCACCCAGCGUGAAAUAA